AAGAAUUCUGAGCUGAAAUUCAUACGAAGAACAAUUGCUCCCAGAUAUUUAUUAUCCACUUUUAGAGUGAGAAAAGGAACAGUUUCUAGUGAGAGAGACUCACAGUAGUUUGAUAAUUUGUAUUUGUAGAGAAGUUUUUAUAUACAUUUUGGUUAUCUAGCUGGAGAUAUGAGUGGAUAAAUAGUAAGAUUCAGUGCUGGGGGAGAAUUUUCCGGAGGCAAUGGCAAUCGGCGCCGUCGUUUCUCUCCGGAAUUUUGGCUCUUUCAUCGGUUCUGGACGGGUAUAUUAUGGAGAAGCAGCUACGGAUCAUCAAAGAAGUGACCACCUGAGUGUUGCUUCUGUGCAGUGUAUAACUAGAAAUAUGUUUUGCAGCAAGGUAUAUAAUCCACGGACAAGCUUUUCAUUUCGCUAUACUAGAGAUCAACCAAACAAGGAAGUUUCUGGAUCAAAUUCAACAUCUCAUGUUAAAAUAGAUCCUCCUCUCUUAAUGUCCCGCCAAAUGAGCAAGGAUUUUCAGUCCGUUAUUACAAGGAGAAAAAGAGUCUACCGAUGCUGCCUUUCCUCAGCUUACCAAGGUGCUAGUUGGAUUCAAGCAAGGAAGUUGGAUAAGCUUCGUUUUGUUGAUGGAUCAAAGCAUACCACAGUGAUGAGAACCCGAGCAGACUUCAAAUCUCAAGAUUAUGACAUAACAGGAACCGAGCUGGAGAGCUUUGUAUCGUCUGAGGGGGCAGGUGAAGCUGCUCUACUCGAAGGAGUUGAGACAGCAAAACCAUGGUGGAAGCAAUUUCCAAAGCGCUGGGUGAUGGUGCUACUUUGUUUUGCUGCAUUUCUGUUGUGCAACAUGGACCGUGUGAAUAUGAGCAUAGCAAUACUCCCAAUGUCAAAGGAAUUCAAUUGGAACAGCGCAACUGUUGGCCUGAUUCAGUCAUCUUUCUUCUGGGGUUAUCUGCUCACACAGAUUGUUGGAGGCAUAUGGGCAGAUAAGAUUGGUGGGAAGCUAGUACUUGGUUUUGGAGUAGUUUGGUGGUCUGUUGCAACAGUUUUGACACCUAUUGCUGCAAGAAUUGGGCUUCCAUUCUUACUUGUCAUGCGAGCCUUCAUGGGAAUUGGCGAGGGUGUGGCUAUGCCUGCCAUGAAUAAUCUUCUUUCAAAAUGGAUUCCAGUGUCUGAGAGAAGCAGAUCUCUUGCACUAGUAUACAGUGGCAUGUACCUUGGUUCAGUUACUGGUUUGGCGUUUUCUCCUAUAUUGAUCCACAAGUUUGGGUGGCCAUCGGUUUUCUAUUCUUUUGGAUCCCUUGGAAGCAUCUGGUUUGCACUGUGGUUGAGCAAAGCACACAGCUCACCAGAAGAAGAUCCAGACCUAAGCUUGGAGGAAAAGAAGUUGAUCUUGGGAGGCAGCAUAUCAAAAGAACCUGUCUCCAGAAUUCCGUGGAAGAAAAUUCUAUCCAAGGCCCCUGUCUGGGCUCUCAUUAUCUCCCAUUUCUGCCAUAAUUGGGGAACAUUUAUUCUGUUGACGUGGAUGCCUACUUACUAUAACCAGGUUUUGAAGUUCAACCUCACAGAAUCUGGAUUACUUUGUGUGCUUCCAUGGCUCACAAUGGCCGUGUUUGCUAAUAUAGGUGGUUGGAUUGCAGAUACCCUUGUGAGCAAAGGCCUGUCAAUUACAUCAGUUCGCAAGAUAAUGCAGUCGAUUGGGUUCUUGGGCCCUGCUUUUUUCUUAACACAGCUUAGUAAUGUGAAGACACCUGCUUUAGCUGUUCUAUGCAUGGCUUGCAGUCAGGGAUCUGAUGCUUUCUCACAGUCUGGUCUAUACUCCAAUCACCAAGAUAUUGGGCCCCGUUACGCAGGUGUACUGUUGGGACUAUCUAACACAGCUGGUGUGCUUGCUGGUGUCUUUGGGACUGCUGCAACUGGAUACAUACUCCAAAAGGGUUCUUGGGAUGAUGUGUUCAAAGUGGCUGUUGUGCUGUAUAUCGUCGGCACAUUAGUGUGGAACUUCUUUUCGACUGGAGAGAAGAUUCUGGACUAGAGUAUCAAAAUUAAAUAGAAAGAGAACUGCUAUAUACCUAAAAAGGUACCAUGGAAGAAGAGGGUGUCGAAAGGAAAAUCAAAAGUCACAAAUACUGCACGAAGGAGCUCAACUGAAUCAUUCUUCAUAUUCUUACUUUGCUAGACCCCGGUUGACGGCCAGCUGCUCGAGAUGUUUAAGUAAGUUGGUCUAAGAUUGAUGAAACCCCUGAGAUUAUUACGUACUUGUGUUUAUGCUAAGAUUAAUAGCACGGGCCAAUACGGGUCUCAGUUAUUCGAUUGUAACGCGUACAGUUGAUGCACUGUCAAAGAGAGACUCUAAAUGAUCUAAUUUAUUUUCUACUAGAUUGUAAUUCUGCCUUCUGACAUCGACCGCUUUCUGAGUUUAGAUUAUUUAGCUUGUUGCAUCAGGAGAUGCUUUCUGGGAAA
Messenger RNA from Sesamum indicum (sesame), 2457 nucleotides. RefSeq names its product ascorbate transporter, chloroplastic. Gene Ontology annotation, biological process: transmembrane transport. The record is from RefSeq and is a predicted model, not a curated record. Lineage: Eukaryota; Viridiplantae; Streptophyta; Magnoliopsida; Lamiales; Pedaliaceae. Gene Ontology annotation, molecular function: transmembrane transporter activity.